Prunus mume (Japanese apricot) is the source of this 1322-nucleotide messenger RNA. Its product is annotated as nucleophosmin. NCBI's taxonomy places the organism in Eukaryota, Viridiplantae, Streptophyta, Magnoliopsida, Rosales, Rosaceae. The record is from RefSeq and is a predicted model, not a curated record.
UUUUGGCUGACCAAGUGAAAAAUUGAUCCAUCAAAAACGAAAAUAAACAAAAAACAAAAGAUUGCGUCUUUUUUGGUGAAAAUCAUUAUAAGGAUCAAACUUCUUGUGUUUGUCACUGUUUGGUCUCUGUGUUCAGGUUCUUGUUUGAAUUCUGGAGAGAGAGUUAUGGCGAAACUGAAGCGAAUUCUUGUAGCAAUCUCAGUGUUGGUGGUAUUAGCAUGUGUGCCAAUCUCCGAGUGUGCUAAGAAACCAAUGACCGUUGCCAGGAAGGAAGACAUUCCUUUCAUCAAAUGCCAAGUCUGUGAGAAGCUCGCAGCUAAGCUACACCAACAAGUUAAGAAGAAGCAAGCUGAGAUCACCCCCAAGAAGAUCUCGGAGUAUCAGAUUAUUGAGAUUUCGGAGAAUGUCUGUAAUUUGAAGAAGGCAGAGGCGGAUUGGAUUUUGCAGAUUGAUAUAGUUGAGCAAGGAGAUAAGUUGGAGCUGGUGGAACAAGGUUCUGAAGGACAAUGUAAUUCGGAAUGCAAGACAAUAGAGCGAGCUUGUCAGGAGGUUUUGGGGUAUUCUGAUACUGACGUUGCUGAAUAUCUAUAUAAAUCCAAGCCUGACAUUGAUUCAUUGGUUAAUUAUCUAUGCAAAGACCUUACUAAAGCAUGCAGUACCAAGCCUCCCAGAGUUCCUAAGAAUAGGACUCCUGGAGAAAUUUUUGUGGCCAAGUCAGCUAAAGAAGCUGAAAUGGAAAAGAUAAUGAAAUCUAUGGAGGGAAUGCCAGGAGCCCCAGGCAUGAAAAUGUAUUCAAGAGAUGAAUUGAUGAAUCAAAAUUUUGGUGGUGAAGAUGCCGAUGAUGAAGAUGAUGACGAUGAGGACACUCAGAUUCCCUCAAAAUUGGGAAAAGUUUUGAGAGAAAAAGAAAGCACAAAGAGUGACUUGAAACAGAGGAUCACCAACAGAAUUUCGAAGACCAGGGAGACACUAAAGAAACAUGCAAACCAAGUCUCUAACUGGUUACGGAAAACGUGGAGGGGACUGAAAAAGCCAGCUUCAAAGAAGAGUACAAAGGCCAACAAGGCAGAGCUUUAGAACAAAAAAUCACUGAAUUAUAGUAACUUGUAUGAGAGUAAUCACGUUUUUGUUAAUUGUAUCAAUAUUGUUUUGACAUUUAAGUAGGAAGUUGAGGAGAAGUUUUUUUUUUUUGGGGACGAAAAUUGCGGAGAAGUUAAAAAGUAGAUUUGCUGCCGUUUUGUUAUGCCCUUCCAGAAUACUCGACAGUUGAUUCCAUUACCUUAUUGCAAUUGUAUCAACUUCUGCGUGCGAUUUUUGCUUCA